Molecule: messenger RNA, 3995 nt
Organism: Hyla sarda
Lineage: Eukaryota; Metazoa; Chordata; Amphibia; Anura; Hylidae
Product: KN motif and ankyrin repeat domain-containing protein 1-like
Exons: 3
Coding region: 372-2213 (613 amino acids)
Biological process (GO): negative regulation of actin filament polymerization
Cellular component (GO): cytoskeleton; cytoplasm
Source: RefSeq, a predicted model, not a curated record
AGAUAACAUAUGUUUUAUAAUACUUUUCUAAACCUACAUAUUGUUGAAGGUUUCAGCUGUUAGUGUCAGGAAGCUGGCUGCACACUCCUGACAUUCUGGAAUGAUGUUCUAACUGGACAACAAUGAAUAGUUUUCAAAGGAAAGGCUGUUUCCCAGAACUAGCCUAUCCUCAGGAAACUACAUUUCUUGUGACAACAGAUGUCUUUUACAAGUUUCAUUUCUACGUUAUGUGUUCUUUUUCACCAUGUUCUCUGAGACCUCUGGAAAUCUGUGAAUAAUUCUCAACACUCAGCUGAAUGCUACCAUAAGACACAUUGUGGUGAAAAGGUCAUACAGAGGUAUACAGUGCUUCUGGUUUUUCAGCCAUCAGGAUGACAGACUCUGUUAAUUUAAGAAAUGACCUUCCAGACCUAGGAGGUCCCUUUUUGUACUGGGACAAGAAUGAACAUGAGAAAACAUCAUAUUCUGUGGAAACUCCAUAUGGUUUCCAGCUGGAUUUGGAUUUCAUGAAAUAUGUUGAUGAUAUUCAAAGUGGUCAAACCCUAAGGAAACUGCAAGCCAAUCGAAAACCGAGGAUGCCACGUCGCUCCACAUCAUCUUUAAGAAGUCUUUCUAGUCAAACAGGUGCUUGGCUUUCAACUGAAUCUUUGGACUUUAGUGAAGAUGGAACAUCAGAUUCUGUAUUCUUCACGGGUGGAAAAACAGAAACCAAUUCCUCACACACCAAAGAAACUUUGACUUCAAGAAAGUCAAACCCAUUGUCCCCAACACCCUAUUUUAAACUGUUCCCACCACCACCAGCAAAGACUGUUUUAAAGAAUUCUCGAGUUGAAAAAACACUAGAGGAGACUAGCAGGAGGCUUCAACAAGAGCAGCUAAAUCUAUACUCUGUAGAUAUAUAUGAUGGAUCUUACCAGGAUUCCAACCUUUCUAAACUUAGCAAUGCUAGCAGAAGUUCACCAAACCUUUCCCAUACAUCUUUAGCUGUGUAUCAGAACAAAAGUGCAGAAACUCAAGCUAUCUUAAAUCAAAGCUUCAUGGGGUCUGUGAAAAUAAGUCCUAUGAAUUCUGGAAGAAGUACCCCUGCUGCAAACAUUCUUCCAUCUCAUCUUCAAUAUAUUCGUGAGCAGAUGGCAGCUUCAUUAAAGCGACUGAAAGAUCUGGAAGAGCAGGUGAAGAUUAUUCCGGCAUUACAGAUGAAGAUUUCAACUCUAGAAAGAGAGAACAAGCAGCUGACUUAUGAUUUGGAGAAGCAAAACAGCAUGGAUACUAAUGGACAAACAAAUAGCGCUCAUUUUACAUCAAAUGAAAUAGACGGAAACCGGAAAGAAGAUGUUCAAUCUGAGCAGAAAAGUAAUUUGGAACCUACAGGACAUACAACAAGUCAAAUAGCAAAACUAAAAAGAUUGACAGAGAAACUUAGUGAUUCAGAUAGAAAUGUAGGGAACAAGAAAAUGACCGGCGGAAAUUCAUUUGGUCACCAGCCAGCAGUGAAAGAGAAGACUCGCAAAUCGAUUGCAGUUGGUGAAGAUGUUUGUAUGACAGACAGUGUGUUUUAUUACAGAUCGAGGCAAAAGAACAACAAUAUUGCUGUCCAAGCCUCCCCAGAAACCAAAGAUGUAGGUGAAUGGGUUAUGGAAUCUUUAUUAGGAUUAUCUUCUGAUGUAGAGAAGGAGAUACAGCUUCUUCAGCAUACAGUAGACCACCAAAGGGCAGUUAUCAGUAUGCUUGAAGACCAUGUGAAGGCUGCAGCUGAUGAACUGGAAGAGCUAAGGAUAGCCAUUGCUUGUAGGCAAGAUAAAGACAAGAUAGUUCAAGAAAAUCCAUUGGUAUCAUUCCCCGGAGUAUUUGUGCCAAAUGGCAAGGAAUUACCUGAACAUGGUCUACAAAUGUCGGACACAGAAAUAAUUUGUUCAUGCACCACUUCUUCUGAAAUUUCUGAUGUUACAGAUAAAAAUACACCUAAAGACAUUACAAAUUCCAUGGUAAAAAAUACAGCCACAAGCACUGAGGUCCAGUCAGCAAGUGAACCAAUAGGUGACGUAUGUCAUCCAAGUACUAAACAGAAAGCACCUCAAAUGUCAGAGGACCUGGUAUCAGUCAUUGAGAGUGAAGAUAUCCCAAGGUGUACAGUGUGGUACAACACAAAUGCAGACAAAGGUUUGGUAAAUACAGAAGGUGAUCCUGACACAUCUGUAGCAAAGGACAAAUAAUUCACAGUUACUCAAAACUUCCCCAAUAUGAUAGAUGGUGCAGAUUGUGAAGAUAAAGAACAUGAAUAUGUAGAAUAAAGUAGGAGAAUGAAAAUAAUAGUUAUGCUGGAUACGUAGUGUGGAAACAGAUGAACAGUAUACAUGCACAAUUGUUUGGAAUUAUUAUGUAUGAACUUUAUGUAAGACUCAACCGCAUGUCUAGAGGAAUAUGCUGACUAGCCCACAGACUUUACAGGGCAAACAGGUGCCGGAAGGGUGUAUUAAAAAGCAUAUUUGACUCCUCUAUUUGAUUCAAAUUCAGGUAGACUUUUUAAAUGGCAGUCAAUAGCAGACAUAUAUCUGUGCACACAUUUAGAAGGAUGGUUUUAAAUGGUGCCAUGAAUAGAAGCCUUAAUGUGGUGUUAUAUGAGGCUAUGAACUUGUAUAUUAGUUGAGAUAUUUAUUGAUUAUUCUGAACUCAACAGUUCUUACAAUAGAAAUAAUAUAUAUGAACAGUGGUAAAAUGCAAAGUUAUACAAACUGUAUAUAAUAGAGAAAUGACAUUAUAUGUAACACACUGAGCCAUUAAUUUACUAUAUAAACAAAAGAUAGCUCCAGGUCUCCAUAUUUUAAUACUGUAGGCUACAGGUCCCAAUUCCUGUGGAUUAAAUGGCAAUUUGUGAUAAGGCAAAAACAUAAAACUGCAUAGAAUUCCUUGAAUUUGCUAGAAUGUUUCUUCAGUAGAGUAGAAAGGAAUAUCAAAGAACCUAGAAGAUACAACCGAACCCAAACCAGAUAUAACACUUUAGUCCCACAAUGCAAAGUUGGCAUCAAAGCUGGUAAAAUCAGUUGUGUGCCUCAUACAUAUAAACAGUAUACAGUAUGUAAAGGUGCACAAUUGUACUGUUUGUAAGUAAAGUAUUUUACAUCUCUGUACUGUUCCUCUCCCGUGUGGAUCCCACAAUCCCCUUUGCAAGUUCCCACAAUCCCCCUUGCAAACGCAGAAGAGAGCAAUAUGCAGUUGAACUGGAUUUUCUAAGAUGGUCGUAACUAAAGGCAACAUGGGGGAUAAGUAAGUAUGUAUAUCUCUCAAACCAGUACAUUUUCAGAAAUGCUUUUACAUUGAAAGGAUGUUUUGUUUCACAUAAUGCAUCGAUUUAGAUUUAUUUAUCUUCAUGGUAAAACUCCUUUAAAUCUGAUGGAAUUGAUAACAUACAUAUACAGAACAUCUAUGAGGCCAACAGGAGAGCCAUGUAUUACUGGGGAACUAAAAGGACAGCUUAGAGAUUAUCAAUCACAAUUUAUAUGAUCAUAAAAUGCUAUUUGGGCACAUGGCAGGCCUCAGAAGUACUAGAGCACCAUAUAGUUUUUGUUGUGCAGAUAUGGCUGGAAUGGUUUCCAGUUCCCAUGUUGUAUUUGCAUGGCCCUGAGGUACAAAAACAGUUAAAUCCUUUUAGAAGUCACUAUGUUGUGAAAAUGAUACCCCACUAGGCCAUUAUCAAGGAAUGUAGUGAACACUGUUGUUUUCUAGAACCUUAUGUACAGCAGAUGGUGCAAAGUGAAAUGUUUGGUGCUAAAAUUAUCAAUUAUUGGCCCACUUUCAUGGCCUAUUUGAUGUUCCAUUGCUACCUUCCAAAAGCCAUAUAUGUUCAAUUUAUCAAUCAAUGUCGCUGUAUGAGGGCGUGUUUUAGCAGGACUAGUUGUAUUUUUAAUUGAAUUAUUUUCAUGCAUGGAAAAACUUUUAUAGAUUCCUUUUUUUUUGGGUGGGGGUGGGGGUGGGGGGUUUAAAAAAACAGUAAUGGG